This is a messenger RNA of Drosophila nasuta, 1888 nucleotides long. It is a transcript of the gene sau, whose product is annotated as Golgi phosphoprotein 3 homolog sauron. Gene Ontology annotation, cellular component: trans-Golgi network; Golgi cisterna; cytosol. Gene Ontology annotation, molecular function: phosphatidylinositol-4-phosphate binding. Gene Ontology annotation, biological process: retrograde vesicle-mediated transport, Golgi to endoplasmic reticulum; Golgi to plasma membrane protein transport; Golgi organization. The record is from RefSeq and is a predicted model, not a curated record. NCBI's taxonomy places the organism in Eukaryota, Metazoa, Arthropoda, Insecta, Diptera, Drosophilidae. The coding region runs from base 532 to 1422 and encodes 296 amino acids. The transcript has 5 exons.
CACUAGACGGAAAAUGUCACGUCGAAGAAACAGAAAAGACACAAAAAGAAUACAAUUAUAAAGUCAUCACAAUAAUGUGCAAGUUUUUUGAAACGCUGUAGUAAUAAAACGAAAAAUAUGCAAAUUGGGCAUUUAGUCUGUGCAAACUAAUUAAAUUCGAGAAAAUUGUCAACGUAAAUUGUAAAGUUUUGAGUGCAAAAAAAAAAUAAUAGAUUGAUAUAAACAACAAAAACAACGAAAGACGACGCAGUAUUUUGUGUGUUGCAUCUGCAAAGAGAGAAGUGGGAAAAGUGCAAAACGAGAACGAACACUCAUAAGAAAUAAAAAGCAGCAACACAGCAGUGUAAUAAUAAAACACAAAGUAACAACACACGCACACACACACUCGCAGAUACACACACUCAUACAGGAACAUCACUGCGAGAGUUGUGUGAGAAAGAGGAGGCAGGUGGCAGAGACAGCAAUUGUGCCACACAUACAAAAUUCUACAAAAAAUAAAAAUAAUCUAAGAAAAAGAGCAUUAUAAACAAAAUGAAUCGCAGUGACGGCUUGGUUAGGCGCGCUGUCAAGCCUCGCGAGAACGGUGCGGAGGGCGGUGGCGGUGGCCUAAAUGCAAAUACGCCGGAUGACAAUCAGGACACGCUCGACAGCAACAAGGAUCAAGAGGAUAACAUCGAUGAUGGCGACUCGAAAGAGACACGACUCACGCUCAUGGAGGAAGUGUUGCUGCUGGGCCUCAAGGAUAAAGAGGGAUACACAUCUUUCUGGAAUGACUGCAUAUCAAGUGGCUUGCGAGGUUGCAUCCUCAUCGAGUUGGGACUGCGAGGACGUGUGAUGAUCGAAAAGUCGGGCAUGCGACGACGUGGCUUGUGCACAAGAAAACUGAUAUUGAAAUCGGAUCAGCAGACCGGAGAUGUGCUGUUGGAUGAAGCGUUGAAACACAUUAAGGAAACAGAUCCCCCAGAGACGGUGCAAAGUUGGAUCGAAUAUCUCAGCGGUGAAACUUGGAACCCAUUGAAAUUGCGCUACCAGCUGAAAAAUGUGCGCGAACGUCUGGCCAAGAAUCUGGUGGAGAAGGGUGUGCUCACAACGGAAAAGCAAAAUUUUCUGCUUUUCGACAUGACGACACAUCCGCUCAACAACAAUGUGGUCAAGUGCCGUCUGGUCAAGAAGAUUCAGGAUUCGGUGCUUUCAAAGUGGGUGAACGAUCCGCAGCGCAUGGACAAGCGUAUGCUGGCGCUGAUAUUUUUGGCGCAUGCCAGUGAUGUCAUCGAGAAUGCCUUUGCGCCGCUCAACGACGAUGACUACGAGGUGGCCAUGAAGCGAGUGCGGGAGCUGCUCGAUCUCGACUUUGAAACGGAGGCGGCCAAGCCGAAUGCGAAUGAAAUACUUUGGGCUGUGUUUAUGGCGUUUACGAAAUAGAUGAUCAUCAUACCUAAACCCUCUCCUUUCCCCCUAUAUGCCGGCUAGCAGCACAUACCACACACACACACACACACACAUACACACAAUCUAAGAUCCAUACACACACAUAGUAAACUUUGGCUGCUUGUUUUAAGAAAACAAAUGCGGGCAGUUUCGCAAACUCCCUUCAGUUCAACUUUGAAAAAUGACAGUGUGUUGUAUAGAGGCACCAUUAUCAGGAGGACCGCGAGAUAUAUAUGGCUCUUCAUAUGCAUAUAUAUUUUAUAUAUAUCUCUAUAUACAUAUGCGAUAAUUAAAAAACGCCGAGGCCUGAUGUCAAGCAAAAGCUAAAUCAUUCGUUCUAAUUCGUUCUUUUUAUUUUACUUCAAAUUCGAUUCGCAAUUUAUUUUAAAUAAACGAAAUGUUAGAAAAUAGUUCAAUUUACAAAAAAAUAUACACAAUAAAUGCCGUAUUAUUCCAUUAA